Molecule: messenger RNA, 1773 nt
Organism: Drosophila willistoni
Lineage: Eukaryota; Metazoa; Arthropoda; Insecta; Diptera; Drosophilidae
Gene: Wdfy2
Product: WD repeat and FYVE domain-containing protein 2
Exons: 7
Coding region: 183-1421 (412 amino acids)
Molecular function (GO): protein binding; metal ion binding
Source: RefSeq, a predicted model, not a curated record
GCCCUUAAAAUCUCAUCGGGUUCUCAACAAUUAAUAAUUACUAUAUACGUGUUCAUGAGUAUUUUUUUUUUAGGAUUGUGAAAACAGAUAAUUUUUUAUUUCGGUUCGUUACCAUUUACCAUUUCUGAUUGGAUUGAGAGAGUGCACACGAAAUUUGGCAAAAGGGAAAUCUAUAACAUUCUAUGACCAGUAUGGCAGCCGAAAUAAAACCAGCACAGCGUAACAACGAUCGCUUUCGGUUUAGUACCUCCAAGAAGCCGGAGUUAUUGGGCAAAUUGGAAGGAAGUGGUGAUGAUGUGAAUGCAGCCAUACUGAUACCUGGAGAGAAUGGAGUGAUAAGCGUUUCGGAUGAUAAAACAAUUCGGGUGUGGCUUAAGCGUGAUUCUGGUCAAUAUUGGCCAAGUAUUUGUCAGUAUAUGCCAUCCGGCUGCUCGGCCAUCGAAUAUGUCCAAGACUCAAGAGUUCUAUACGUUGGACAGGAUAACGGUACCGUGACUCAAUAUACACUCUCUGAAGACUGCAAUCGCUUGUCAUUUGUGCGUGACUAUUUGUCGCAUCAAGGGCGCGUUGUGGCUGUUGUCUUCUCCAAGACACAUAAUUGGGUGUUGUCAGCAGGAAAAGAUAAACAGUUUUCGUAUCAUUGUACAGCAAGUGGCACAAGAGUGGGCGGAUAUAGCUUUGAGACACCGUGCACAGCCCUGCAAUUUGAUGCACUUGCUAAAUAUGCUUUUGUGGGGGAUAAUGCUGGUCAAAUUACCAUGCUGCGUUGCGAUGUUCAGGGAGUCCAACUUAUCACUACUUUCAAAGGUCACACUGCCGGUAUACGUUGCUUGCGAUGGGUUGAGGGACCUCAGUUAUUAUUUAGCGGUGCUUGCGAUCAGUCUGUUAUUGUCUGGGAUGUUGGAGGCAAACGUGGCACCAUUUAUGAGCUUCAAGGGCACAGCAACAAAGUUUCUGCUCUUGCAUAUGCCAAUCAAACCCAACAGCUUAUCAGUUGCGGUGAAGAUUCAGUUGUCGUCUUUUGGGAAAUGAAUGCCAUGCGAAAGGAAGUACCAGGUUGGGUGGAAUCAAAUAAUUGUCAGCUAUGCUCUAGACCAUUCUUUUGGAACUUCCGUUCAAUGAUGGAUCAGAAGCAAUUGGGCAUUCGACAACAUCAUUGUCGUCAUUGCGGCAAAGCUGUAUGCGAUACUUGCUCUACGAACCGUAUUAAUAUACCAAUAAUGGGAUUUGAAUUUGAUGUUCGAUGCUGCGAUCCCUGCUUCAAGCAGCUACAAACAGUAGAGCGUCCCUCGCUAGCAUCUUUCCAUGAUGCCAAACAUUCAAUUGUGCACAUGGAUCUCGAUGAGGAUCGAAAACGUCUUUUGACUGUUGGUCAGGACAGGCUGAUUAAAGUGUGGGAUCUCUCUACGAUUUGGGUGUAACAGCUGAUUCACAGUGAUUUUUGCUUCAAUGUUCCGGAUUCUUAAACUAAAUCAAAAAAAAAAUAAUAAAAAUACAAGAAACACACAUUGUUUACAACAGAACUGGAAAAUCCCCAAAAAUAUGGAUCUAAAUGGAAAACGGCACUCAAGGUUGGAAAGAUUAAUGAAUAUGUGGCCGAAUCAUAAUUCCAAAAUAUUUAUAAUUAAUGUAAAACAUUUUCAUACUGAUGUAUGUUACGUAUAUUUACACUAUUUAGAUUAAUUUCAUCAGAUUGAAGAUGAUGUAAAACAUAAAAAUCCAUCGAUAUUAAUAAACCCCGAUUGUUGGUGUCAAUCAAUAUAAUUAUCAUAA